AUGGCAAACGGACUGGCAGGUUUGAAGGAGCAGUUCUGCCCCAACUUUGCCCAGCGGUUCCAAGCCGCUGGCUAUAGAGUCUUGCUCUUCGACCACCGCAACUGGGGUGCAAGCGACGGUCUUCCACGUAACGAGACAAACCCUAUCCAGACUGGUCGCGACUACUCAGAUGCCUUUGACUACGUUGCCUCGUUGGACGAGGUUGAUUCUUCGAGGAUCGUGUACUGGGGCACUAGUAUGUGCGGCGGCUCCGUUUUGCACGCUGCGGCUUUCGACAAGCGUAUUCGAGCGGUGAUCUCACAAGUCCCCUUCGUAUCCGGCGAACUUCUUAGUACACACCUCGCACCCAUGAUCGGAUCCCUGUAUAGUAGUCGACAACAGCUCAAAGCUGGCAAGCCUGCCCCACUGAUCAAGCUGUUUGCCGAGACCCCCGAGGAGAGUCUCCAGCAAGACACUAAAGCCCUUAUCCGCGACGAGAAUCUUUGUGAUUUCAUCAAGGCUUUGGAUAAGGACAAGCUGCCUUGCUCUCCGAAUGUCACACCCCAAACACUUCUUAACAUGAUUGCAUUCGAGCCUCUAGCCUUUAUGCACCGCAUUGCACCUACACCGCUCCUCAUGGUCAGUGCAGAUAACGAUAUUUGCGCACCAACUUUUACCCAGCUCAAGGCCUACGCUUUGGCGUAUGAGCCAAAGAAGCUGGCUAUUCUGGAGGGUUCGGGUCAUUUCGACCCCUAUCACGGCAAGGUCUUUGAGAAGAACGUCGAGGUACAGCUGGCUUUUCUGAAUGAUACGGUUUAG
Fusarium subglutinans is the source of this 798-nucleotide messenger RNA. RefSeq lists its product as uncharacterized. The coding region runs from base 1 to 798 and encodes 265 amino acids. The record is from RefSeq and is a predicted model, not a curated record. The transcript is spliced from 2 exons. NCBI's taxonomy places the organism in Eukaryota, Fungi, Ascomycota, Sordariomycetes, Hypocreales, Nectriaceae.